This is a messenger RNA of Rhagoletis pomonella (apple maggot), 3771 nucleotides long. Its product is annotated as organic cation transporter protein. Gene Ontology annotation, molecular function: transmembrane transporter activity. NCBI's taxonomy places the organism in Eukaryota, Metazoa, Arthropoda, Insecta, Diptera, Tephritidae. Bases 601 to 2442 code for a protein of 613 amino acids. Gene Ontology annotation, biological process: transmembrane transport. Gene Ontology annotation, cellular component: membrane. The record is from RefSeq and is a predicted model, not a curated record. The transcript is spliced from 11 exons.
AGAACACCAAAUGCAUCAGCUGAAAGAUUUUCGCCACAUAUUCCAACAAACAUGCAUAGUUGCCCAUUGGAGAAGAGAAACUUUCCAUUUCAUUCAUUGACAAAAAUCUUUUCGGAAGCAUUAUUCGCACUUUCCUACCUAGAAGAUUUCCCACAUUUUGAAAUUCAGUUUGGAACGCGCUGUCGUCGUGUUGAGAUCUAAAAAAUAUACCGGCAACGUAGAGGUUCAUAUCUAGGGCACUGCAGUUUGCCAAAAAACAAUUGAAACGCAUGUGGUUAUGACAGCGACACUUGGCUUCAACACACAGUGAGUGGACAGACUUUAGUGCAACGCAACCGUCAGGCACGGAUGCGUUAAUCAUCAAGCAAAUAAAACAAAAAAAUCGCAUUUGGUUUGAAGAUAACAACUCAAGAGAUCUCGAAAAUGUGUACAAAGAAUUUAAAAAUUGUUUUUAGUUGCAACUUUAUUUCGAAGUGAAGGAAAUCGUUAUUUACCAUAUAAGUGUUCUUUAAAUAUAAAUAUAAAUUACUUGUUUAGUGAAGAAAAAAAAGUGACAAGCGGCAUAUUUUUUUUGUAAAUAGAAAUUAAUUAACAAUAACAAUGGAUUUUGAUCAGAUAUUGGAGGAGAUCGGCGAGUUCGGCCGAUAUCAAAAAACCAAUUAUCUGCUCAUCUGUUUGCCGGUAAUGUUUGCAGCAGCGAACAGCUUGUCGUAUGUUUUUACCGCCGGAGCUCCAGCUUACAGGUGUUUGAUUCCACAGUGCGACGAUCCAGACGCACCAAGUUUACACGAACCUUGGCUGCCCAAUGCAGUACCUGGCACCUAUGACAAAAAAGGCCAUUUUACACCGGAAAAUUGCUUUCGAUACCAAGCAAAUAAUACGUUAGCGCUUGUCGCAAAUGAAGUGAGCAGAAUUUACAAUACAAGUGAAGAAGCAAGCGAAUGCCCGAAAAGCGAUUUCAAUCACAAUGGGCGGGAGCGCUGCAAUAUUUGGGUCUAUGACGAUCAGGAGCGGACCAUUCUGCAAGAAUGGGAAUUGACCUGCAAGGAAAACGCCUGGAAGCUUGCUUUUGUGGGCACUAUGCAUUUUGCCGGUCUCGUUGUUGGAACCGCAAUAUCUGGGUAUCUGGCGGAUCGUUUCGGACGCAAAAACAUCUUCAUACUUUGUAGUGUCUUCAUGGCCAUCACUGGCAUCGCCCAAGGUAUGGCCUGGGACUAUACUAGUUUUCUGGUAUUUGCCUUCCUCAACGCAGUAGGUACGUCUGGCGUAUAUCCACUGGCCUUCAUUAUAGGCGUAGAAAUGGUUGGUCCCAGCAUGCGUGAAAUGUCUUCAAUAGUGCUCAAUUACUUCUAUGCCGUUGGAGAGGCCUUGGUGGGUGCUGCCGCAUGGCUCCUACACGAUUGGCAGCUGCUACAAUAUGCGCUAUCUGUGCCGCCGGUUUUCUUCAUUGUCUACUACUGGUUCGUGCCGGAAUCGGUGCGUUGGCUGUUGGCACGAAAUGAACGUGAAAAGGCCGGAGUGAUUAUAAAACGCGCCGCAGCUGUAAAUAAGCGAGAGCUCUCCCUAUCGUUGUUGGCCAGCUUCAAGGCGGAGAAUUGUGUAUCGCAGCCAUCAACGCCUACCAAGACAGCGCAGACGAAAGCCACAGAUAAUUAUCUGGAUGUGGAAGAAUUAAAGGACGAUGGGCAAGAGGGCAAAAAUGAAAUAUGGAAAGCAGUGCGGGAAAUAUUUAAAUCAAAAACAUUGCUUUUACGUUACACAAUAAUGCUCUACAUUUGGGCAAUAAAUGCUGUAGUUUUCUAUGGACUCUCUUUGAAUUCUACGAGCCUUAGUGGCAAUAAAUAUUUGAAUUUUAUUUUAGUGUGCCUAAUUGAAAUACCAGGUUACACGCUGGCUUGGGUGUCAUUACGAAAAUUAGGUCGCCGCUUCGCUCUGUCAGGUUCGCUAUUUCUCUGUGCAGUCACUUGCGUAGCUGGCGGCUAUUUGACCAAAGUGCAAACUAACUUGGAGACACGUUCAACUUGGGCUAUUGUGACGCUUUUUUUAAUUGGUAAACUAGGCAUUACCUCAUCGUUUGCUGUGAUUUAUACUUACACAGCGGAAAUGAUGCCAACGUUAAUACGGAGUGGUGGCGUUGGAGUGAUGUCUACGUUUGCACGUUUUGGCGCAAUGCUAGCACCUUUUGUGCCGCUUUUGGGUACAUAUUAUGAGGCCUUACCGCUGCUACUAUUCGGAGCAGCAUCCUUAUCGGCGGGCAUCUUAGGGUUGUUGUUGCCAGAAACAUUCCGCAAAAAGUUACCUGACACGGUCGCGGAAGCAAAACAACUGGCAAAUGAUAAGCAUGAUAAGAAACCAUCCAAUGCGAUUGUGUUAGACGAGCGGCCAGAGGGUACAAGUGCAGAUGGAGACAAUGCAACAGAACACCGCGACGAGGCAAGCUGAGCCGAAGUAGCUGCAACUAAAAUAAUUUUUUACAAUAACCUUAAUACGCAUCAAUAGCGCAGUGAAAACUUGCCUGACAUGCCUUAAACAUACAUACAUUCGUAUGUAUUUGUUAAAUAUUUAACAGGACAUCUUAAGCGUUGUAAUGCCCUAAAGUCGUAAAAUUUUUCUAGGUAAAAUUGCAUUUAAACUGUUUUUAUGGCAUUCGUAACUACACAAAAUUAUUUUUAAACUCUUAGAAAAUACAUAUAUAAUUAGCCCAGAAUGAUAGAAUACAAGGAUACGCCCUUCGGGCAGGAUUUUUGAGAAUAAUUUUUGUGUGACGUCACACUGGUGCAUUUGCAAGAGAUAAAUGCCAAAACGCGGGCAAGAAUGGGAGAAAUUUUACAAGAAACACGUUAAUAAGUUGCACAAUUGUAACGUAAAACAAACAGCGAUUCUGUCAAAUUCACUGAAAGCGGAAUUGCGGUACGGAGAUGGGCGGCACCCUUGCAACUUCCUCUUCAAAUGAAAUGUCAAAAUUGUGCUCUCUACUUGCAAGUUUUACAGGUUCUUUGUUCAAACGAACGCUAUUUAGUAACAGCUUGUACAAGUUUUUGGCAUAGCGAACAGAACUAUAGGCCGUCAUCGAUUCGCCACAUCGCUGCUUGCAUGUUUGAGAUCUGGUCGCUUAACGAAAAAUUUUGCAUGUGAAAGCAGCAACAAAGUUAGCUAGCACGGAUAGACGACAUCGAGUUUGGUUGUACCUCAUUGAGUUCGUUCGUUUCGCCAGUCGUUAACUGUUGGCGAAUCGAUGACGCCUAUUAUAUCUUUGAAUGCCCUUAAACCCUUAUUUUAUCUUGGAACAUAUUUAUGACUUUAAGAUAAGACAUUACGAUGCUUAAGAAUGAUCCCUAGUUAUAACUUAUAAGUUACAACAUAAGUGAUACUACUUAAAUAUAAAAAUAAAGUAUAAUAUAAGUAGUUAAUUCACUCUUCAGGGGCACAAAGUAUAAAAUAUUUUGACAGCUUUUUAGUAUAAAUACAUAUACUUAUGUACAUAUACAUGUACACGCAUAUGCAAUUGUUAUGUACUAUGUAAUAUGUGUUUAUGAAUAAAUACCAAAAUAAUUAAUAAAUAUUUAAACCAAAUGUGUCUAUCAGUUUUAAACUCUUAUAUGCGUGAAUAGGUAGGUACUGAAAAUAAUUAGUAUUUCGAUUUUUUUUUUUAAGUCACUGAUUUCAUUUUAAUUUAGCUCUGCUUUACUUUUAAGUUAUCGCGAAAUUGUUAUUGAGCUAUUUUAAUUUUUUUGUGAUUUGUUUCUUUAGCUAUACAAAAAAAAAUAUCAA